This is a messenger RNA of Rattus norvegicus (Norway rat), 5268 nucleotides long. NCBI's taxonomy places the organism in Eukaryota, Metazoa, Chordata, Mammalia, Rodentia, Muridae. The record is from RefSeq and is a predicted model, not a curated record.
AGUUGUCUUUAGCCCUUUGAUUUUUUUUGGCAUGCUUAUGGAUUUGCUUUUCGUUUUUAAAGACCCCCUUAUAGAUUUGUAUAGAUUUGGUUGAAGUCACAGAUGCCAUAUUCUUCAUCUUUAUAAUGCAAGUUUUCUUUCCAGGUAGAAGGACAAGAAAAUAAUGAGCCAAUGCCAUAGAAACGCAAAGGGUUAAAGGUUUUUCUUUUACUUUUGUUUUGGGUACUCUUGGUAUACUUUGAACAAAUGUGUUUUUCUGCUCAAAAUACUUGCAAAUUAUUGCAAAGUUUUCAUUCCAAAUUCUAGAGUUUUGGAUUGUUACUUUGAGAAACUGUUUCUCACACUAGUUCCCCUCUGUUAUAGCUUAGUAAAUGCACCUACUUUGCUGUAUUCAACUUUGUAUAGUUAAACAAAGUUAUAUACAAAGACUUUGGUGUUUAAUCGUUGGAGUCUGUUUUGCUAAUUGUAGUGUGCAAGGGGCAUAGUGAGCCUGAUGGAAGAUUUCCUCAGGUGAGUUGAGUCCCACCAUCAAAACUAAGUGCCUGUUUUUAAAAAUAGAUUCUGCUGCAGGUUUUCAAAUUAGACUUUCAGCCUGCAUGAAUUAAUAGGGAUAUUCUUUGCUUUACUUGCAUAAUUGUAAUUGAUUUAAACAUGUAUGUCAGAAUUCACAGGCCCAUACUAACUGUCCUUAAUUUCUUUCCUACAGCAGUACUGCUAUAUGCCAGUCCUGUCUGCAUUCUUAAGGGUGCAGUUCAACACAUCCUCUCUAGAUUAUGGUGAAAAAGUAUUCCAAAGGAAGUCUUAUCAGAGCUAGUGUCAGAAAGAAUGACACUACCAAUUGGGCAUGAUCGUCAGCAUAGGAGAUGUCUUAGAAUUUUAUUAUUUUGUCCUAAAUUUUAAUGCUAUACUAUUUGUAUAGCUAUUAUCACUUUUCUAAAGCAUAGUGUGCCUUUGUGGUUCUUGUUAUAUACUGUUUGGGCUUCUUUAAGAUAUUUUGCAGUUUGAAAAGCAAAUAUUGAAAUUUUAACCAAGAGACGAACACAUCUCUUUGUACACCACUUUUCUUUUGUGUGCAUCAUAGUAACUGGUAGAAUAAUAUAUCAUAAGUUAUGUUUCCAGUUAUGAUUGUACUUUCUAAGAAAUAGAAUUAUAUAUUGGGUCAAGGAAAAAACUUUAAAAAGAAUGAAGCCCUUUUUAGUAAUGUGACGUGAAAAUAUGAUUGUAGGAAUAUUUUUUUAUAAUCAGAUUUUCUAAGUUACAACUGUUUAGAUCACUGUAUGAAGAACCUAUGUUAGUCAGUUACUAUAGUCAGGAUUUUAACAGCUUGCAACAGGUAAUGUUUUGAAUAUAAAUAUCUUUCCAAAGUGUUACUAAUGGUAAAGAGAUAAUUUUCUAGGCUUCUAUUCUGCUGCUUGAAGUCAGAACUGCUGAUGGAGACAAAGGCACGAAAGUGAGGGAAGACCCCUGAUCCUAAAAUGAAUGCUAGAACCUACAUGGAUGUUAUGCGAGAACAACAUUUGACUAAGGAAGAGAGAGAAAUUAGGCAACAACUAGCAGAAAAAGCUAAAGCUGGAGAACUAAAAGUUGUCAACGGAGCAGCAGCAUCCCAGCCUCCCUCAAAACGAAAACGGCGCUGGGAUCAAACUGCUGACCAGACUCCUGGUGCCACUCCCAAAAAGCUGUCAAGUUGGGAUCAGGCAGAGACCCCUGGGCAUACCCCUUCUUUAAGAUGGGAUGAGACACCGGGUCGUGCAAAAGGAAGUGAAACACCUGGAGCAACCCCAGGCUCAAAAAUAUGGGAUCCUACACCUAGUCAUACACCUGCGGGAGCUGCUACUCCUGGACGAGGAGAUACACCAGGCCAUGCAACCCCGGGCCAUGGCGGUGCAACUUCCAGUGCCCGUAAAAACAGAUGGGAUGAGACCCCCAAAACAGAAAGAGAUACUCCUGGGCAUGGAAGUGGGUGGGCUGAGACUCCUCGAACAGACCGAGGUGGAGACUCUAUUGGUGAGACACCAACUCCUGGAGCAAGUAAAAGAAAGUCUCGUUGGGACGAAACACCAGCUAGUCAAAUGGGCGGAAGCACUCCUGUUCUGACUCCAGGAAAAACACCAAUUGGCACACCAGCCAUGAACAUGGCCACCCCCACUCCAGGUCACAUAAUGAGCAUGACUCCUGAGCAGCUUCAGGCUUGGCGGUGGGAGAGAGAGAUUGAUGAGCGCAACCGCCCACUUUCUGAUGAGGAAUUAGAUGCUAUGUUCCCAGAAGGAUACAAGGUCCUUCCCCCUCCAGCUGGCUAUGUUCCUAUUCGAACUCCAGCUCGAAAGCUGACAGCAACUCCCACACCUUUGGGCGGUAUGACUGGUUUUCACAUGCAAACUGAAGACAGAACUAUGAAAAGUGUCAACGACCAGCCAUCUGGGAAUCUUCCAUUUCUAAAACCUGAUGACAUUCAGUACUUUGACAAACUAUUGGUUGAUGUAGAUGAGUCAACACUUAGUCCAGAAGAGCAAAAAGAAAGAAAAAUAAUGAAGUUGCUUUUAAAAAUUAAGAAUGGUACACCUCCAAUGAGAAAGGCUGCCUUACGUCAGAUUACUGAUAAAGCUCGAGAAUUUGGAGCUGGACCACUGUUUAACCAGAUUCUGCCUCUAUUGAUGUCCCCUACACUUGAGGAUCAAGAGCGACAUUUACUUGUGAAAGUUAUUGACAGAAUAUUGUAUAAACUUGAUGACUUGGUGCGGCCAUAUGUGCACAAGAUUCUUGUGGUUAUCGAGCCACUGUUGAUUGAUGAAGAUUACUAUGCUAGAGUGGAAGGCCGAGAAAUUAUUUCUAAUUUGGCAAAGGCUGCUGGUCUGGCUACUAUGAUUUCUACCAUGAGACCUGAUAUAGAUAACAUGGAUGAAUAUGUCCGAAACACAACAGCUAGAGCUUUUGCUGUUGUAGCCUCUGCUCUGGGCAUUCCUUCUUUAUUGCCUUUCUUGAAAGCUGUGUGUAAAAGCAAGAAGUCUUGGCAAGCGAGGCACACUGGUAUUAAGAUUGUACAACAGAUAGCCAUUCUCAUGGGCUGUGCUAUCUUGCCACAUCUCAGAAGUUUAGUUGAAAUCAUUGAGCAUGGUCUCGUGGAUGAGCAGCAGAAAGUUCGGACCAUCAGUGCUCUGGCCAUUGCUGCUUUGGCUGAGGCAGCAACUCCUUAUGGUAUUGAGUCUUUUGAUUCUGUGCUCAAGCCCCUAUGGAAGGGUAUUCGCCAACAUAGAGGAAAGGGUCUGGCUGCUUUCUUGAAGGCUAUUGGGUAUCUUAUUCCUCUUAUGGAUGCAGAAUAUGCCAACUACUAUACUAGAGAAGUGAUGCUAAUCCUUAUUCGAGAAUUCCAGUCUCCUGAUGAAGAAAUGAAGAAAAUUGUUUUGAAGGUGGUGAAACAGUGUUGUGGAACUGAUGGUGUAGAGGCAAACUACAUUAAGACAGAGAUUCUUCCACCUUUCUUUAAACACUUCUGGCAGCACAGAAUGGCUUUGGAUAGAAGAAAUUACCGACAGUUAGUCGAUACAACUGUGGAGUUGGCAAACAAAGUGGGCGCGGCAGAGAUCAUAUCUAGGAUUGUUGACGAUCUGAAGGAUGAGGCUGAGCAGUACCGGAAAAUGGUGAUGGAAACCAUUGAGAAAAUUAUGGGCAAUCUAGGUGCAGCGGAUAUUGACCAUAAACUUGAGGAACAGCUUAUCGAUGGCAUUCUCUAUGCUUUCCAAGAACAGACUACGGAGGAUUCAGUAAUGCUGAAUGGCUUUGGCACAGUAGUCAAUGCUCUUGGCAAACGAGUCAAACCAUACUUGCCUCAGAUCUGUGGUACAGUUUUAUGGCGUUUGAAUAAUAAAUCAGCAAAAGUUAGGCAACAAGCAGCUGACUUGAUUUCUCGAACUGCUGUUGUCAUGAAGACUUGUCAAGAGGAAAAACUGAUGGGGCACUUGGGUGUGGUGCUGUAUGAGUAUCUGGGUGAAGAGUACCCUGAAGUAUUGGGCAGCAUUCUUGGAGCACUGAAGGCUAUUGUAAAUGUAAUAGGUAUGCAUAAGAUGACACCACCAAUUAAAGAUCUGUUGCCUAGACUCACCCCCAUCUUAAAGAACAGACAUGAAAAAGUACAAGAGAAUUGUAUUGAUCUUGUUGGGCGUAUUGCUGACAGGGGAGCUGAGUAUGUAUCUGCAAGAGAGUGGAUGAGGAUUUGCUUUGAACUUUUAGAGCUUUUAAAAGCUCACAAAAAAGCUAUUCGAAGAGCUACAGUCAAUACAUUUGGUUAUAUCGCAAAGGCUAUUGGCCCUCACGAUGUAUUGGCUACACUUCUAAACAACCUCAAAGUUCAGGAAAGGCAGAACAGGGUUUGUACGACUGUAGCAAUAGCCAUUGUUGCUGAAACAUGCUCACCCUUCACAGUACUCCCUGCCCUGAUGAAUGAGUACAGAGUUCCUGAGCUUAAUGUUCAAAAUGGAGUGUUAAAAUCACUCUCCUUCCUGUUUGAGUAUAUCGGUGAAAUGGGAAAAGACUACAUCUACGCUGUAACACCUUUACUUGAGGAUGCAUUAAUGGAUAGGGACCUUGUACACAGACAGACAGCUAGUGCAGUGGUACAACACAUGUCACUUGGUGUUUAUGGAUUUGGCUGUGAAGAUUCUCUGAAUCACUUACUGAACUAUGUGUGGCCUAAUGUGUUUGAGACAUCUCCCCAUGUAAUCCAGGCAGUUAUGGGAGCUCUGGAGGGCCUGAGAGUUGCUAUUGGACCAUGCAGAAUGUUGCAGUAUUGCUUACAGGGCCUGUUUCACCCAGCUCGGAAAGUCAGAGAUGUAUAUUGGAAAAUUUACAACUCCAUCUACAUUGGCUCCCAGGAUGCUCUCAUAGCACAUUACCCAAGGAUCUACAAUGAUGAUAAGAACACCUAUAUUCGUUACGAACUUGACUAUAUCUUGUAACUUUAUUUUGUGUCCAAUACAGCUGUUUCACACUUUAAACUUGCUUUGAUCUGAUGAUAUAAACUUGUAAAACAUUGCAGAUCAGUGUAGAGCUGGUCAUAGCGGAGGGGGUAGAAAUCCAGUAGCAUGAUUUUUAAAUAACCUUUGUUUUUUGAUGUUAAACAGUAAAUGCCAGUAGUGACCAAGGACAGUGAUUAUACACGCUAUACUGGAGGGAUAUCAUUUUUUAUUCAUCUUUAUGAAGAUUUAGAAUUCAUUCCUUGUGUUUAAAGGGAAUGUUUAAUUGAGAAAUAAACAUUCAUGUACAAAAUGCUAA